AUUCAUUAUAGUGAUGAUGAUUAAUCGGGGCAGCAAUGGUGGAUGAUGUUGUGCAUUUAGUAGAGAAAUUAUGUUUAUGUUGUAAUUAAUGUUUAAUUCUUAGUAAGUUUUCUUUCACGCUUAUAAUUCACAAGAUGGGAGCAUUUUUGGAUAAACCUAAGACAGAAAAGCAUAGUGAGCAUGGCUGUGGUAAUGGACUUUCAUAUGGUCUCAGCAGCAUGCAGGGAUGGCGUAUUGAAAUGGAAGAUGCCCACUGUGCAUUAGUUGGUCUUCCUCAGGGCUUGAAAGACUGGAGUUUCUUUGCAGUAUUUGAUGGUCAUGCGGGAGCUCGGGUCAGUGCACAUUGUGCUGAAAAUUUACUGGACACUAUCAUACAAUCUGAAGAUUUUCGCAACAACACUAAUGCCAAUUGCAACAGCCAAGUUACAAUUGAAGACGUAGAGAGAGUAAAAAGAGGCAUCAGGGACGGUUUUCUUCAGCUAGAUGAAAGAAUGAGGAAAAUUCCUGAGAUUGCAUCUGGAGAAGAUAAAAGUGGCUCAACUGCAGUUUGCACACUCAUCUCCUCUACACAUUUCUAUUUUGCCAAUUGUGGAGACUCUCGUGCUGUUCUCUCACGUAAUAAACGAGCCUUUUUUAUUACAGAGGAUCAUAAGCCAAUCAAUCCGGCCGAGAAGGAACGUAUACAGAAAGCUGGUGGAAGUGUUAUGAUACAGAGGGUCAAUGGCUCUCUUGCAGUAUCUAGAGCUUUAGGUGACUAUGAGUACAAACAAGUAGAAGGGAAAGGACCAUGUGAACAACUGGUGUCACCAGAACCAGAAGUUGAUGUUUUAGAGCGGGACAAUGAGCUCGAUGAAUUUCUGGUUUUAGCAUGUGAUGGUGUGUGGGAUGUUAUGACUAAUGAUGAAAUUUGUGAUCACAUUAGGUAUAUGAUGCAAGUUACUGCUGAUUUGGAAUAUAUCUGCAACUGUGUCAUAGAUGCAUGUCUUUGUAAGGGAAGUAAAGAUAAUAUGAGCAUUGUACUUGUUGCUCUCCCAGGAGCUCCAAAAUUAUCUGAAGAGAUUAUUCAACGAGAUAAAGACAUUAACAAAAUUUUAGAAAAGCGAACGAGAGAGAUAAUCUCUAGUUCUGGAGAUGUAGAAAUGGGUGAAAUAAUUCGAAUUUUAGCAGAUGAUGAAAAUAUCCGUAAUACUCUUGCGUUUUUACCUAUAGGAGCUCUAUUUUUUAAGCAUUCAUUUUUGGAAGAUGUAUGUAAUAAAAUACGAAGCAAUUCAUCAGUAAAGGGUGAAACUAUUUAAGAUUGAUGUGCUUUGCAUUGCCUGUAAACAGAAUUUGUAAGGAAGAAGAUCAAACAUCUGUGCGAGGUAUAGCAGCUGUAUCACAAAAUUAGAACUCAAUAUAACUGCAUGGUGUGAAAGGCAAUAUUUCAUUUUGUAGCCCGUGGAAUGAACAACUAAUUGCUACCUGAUGUAAUUGCAGUAAUAAGUUUUCUAAUACCUAAUACAUUAUGCAAUUAUUUAAAUUUUUGAUGCAGUCAGUAAAAGUUUUCUCCUUUAUUAAAUGUGAAGUAUAUAUUUGUUUUUGGAAGUUGCAUCUCUUUGUCCAUGAAAUGGAAAAUUGUUCUCAUUCUUUUUAUUUUUUACAACAAUAAAUAAUUUUGAAAAAAAAAAAAAUGUGAUAGUCAAAAUAAUGUGAAAUGUUUUUAUGAUAGAUAUUGCAAAUAAAAUUUUUAAAUUGGUUAUUUAUACUAAAAAUAUUGUCUACUUAAUUUGUAUUAGAAUUUUUGUAUCAGGUAUUAGAUGGAAGAUUGAGAAUUAUUAAAGGAUUUUUAUACUUGUGAAUUCAAACAAAGCAUUUUUUUGUCAGUGAAAUUGACAACAUUAUUGUACACAUAAACAAUUCAUGUGUGCUGCACUUAAAAAAAAAUUCACAAAUAUCUCUUUUGUGAUAAUAAAUAAAACAAGUCUUUUAAUUGCUUUGUAUUCAUCUUUUUUAAAACAUGAAAUGAUUUUAAGUUAUGAGAAUUUGAAUUUUAUUGCAAGGUUUAAAAUUUUAUUCUUUUAUUUAGUGAAAUAAAUUUUACUGUUUAUUACUAUUGAGCAGUCUGACAUCAUGCAUUUUUAUAUAGUUUGCUGUGAAAAUAAAUGUGUUCAUGGAGCAUUAGUUAUAAAAGAAAUCUGUGCCACAAAGCUCCUUAUAUUUUAUGUUUCUGUUGGAACUUUGUUUUCUCUUUUUGCUCUAUUUACUGUAUUCUGUUUUCUUUUUGUGCACUUUAAAAUGUUCAGUGUUUUAUUCGAAAUUCAAAAGCCGGUUAUUCGAAGAAAAUAUUUACGUUUCUGUGACAAAUGAUUUUCUUCUAUAUAUUUUGGUUUAUUACCCUUUAAUCAUUCUGCACUCCCCCCCCAAGGCUUUUUAUGAGCCUCAUAGAAGUCUAGCUGAAUAAAUGUACUUUAAAAGAUUUGAUUUGUAAUCUCUCUGGAUAUGUGUGAACUUGUAUAGAAAUUUACUUAUCAUAUUUUUCUCUGAUCGUUGGUUUUGAAAUUUUGCAUUACAGUCAUGUGAAUCAAGGCUAUAAAAUCUGAAUGACAAUGACGUAGAAGAAAAGUAAAUAUUUUCGUGUUGUAAUAUUUUUAGAAAAAUGUAUAUGCUUGAUUAUGAAGCAAAAAAUAAAAACCUUGUGACAAUUCUA
Molecule: messenger RNA, 2686 nt
Organism: Stegodyphus dumicola
Lineage: Eukaryota; Metazoa; Arthropoda; Arachnida; Araneae; Eresidae
Product: protein phosphatase 1B-like
Biological process (GO): protein dephosphorylation
Molecular function (GO): protein serine/threonine phosphatase activity; manganese ion binding; magnesium ion binding
Source: RefSeq, a predicted model, not a curated record